This is a messenger RNA of Osmerus eperlanus (European smelt), 7257 nucleotides long. It is a transcript of the gene myo10, whose product is annotated as myosin X. Gene Ontology annotation, cellular component: cytoskeleton; filopodium; myosin complex. The record is from RefSeq and is a predicted model, not a curated record. The transcript has 42 exons. Gene Ontology annotation, biological process: regulation of filopodium assembly; cytoskeleton-dependent intracellular transport; regulation of cell shape. NCBI's taxonomy places the organism in Eukaryota, Metazoa, Chordata, Actinopteri, Osmeriformes, Osmeridae. Gene Ontology annotation, molecular function: phosphatidylinositol-3,4,5-trisphosphate binding; plus-end directed microfilament motor activity; ATP binding. Bases 363 to 6695 code for a protein of 2110 amino acids.
AUACUUAACUUGAGCACGUUUGACUAUUUACGAACGUGUGCAUGACCGGCAGACCAAGUGCCCAGCGCCCAGCAAUUGGUGAGAACACAAAUUGCUAGAGCGCCACUACAGUCGCGUUUUUUUUAGAGGAGAACCGAAGUCAUCGCUCUCUGAAGAUUCUAUGGACAUAUGGUGUUUUGCCACAACUGUAAUCCAUUUAAACAAAAGGCUUGAACAGCACAUUCGUCCAGCUCCUUGUCCCGAAACCUCAGCUCUUCUUCAACAUGGACUAAAACUAUUGUCAAUUCCAGCGCUCUGAACACACACAUGCAUUUGAUGCGCUAUUUGCAUACACCGAUCCGUGAGGAUUAACAUCAAGGGCAAUGGACAAUUUUUUUACUGAGGGCGCCCGUGUUUGGCUUCGGGAGGAUGAGCUGUACCUUCCCAGCACCGUGUCGUCCUGCACCGGAGGGGUGGUGGUGUUUGCCACGGACUACGGACAGGUGUACACCCACAAGCAGAGCACCCUGACCAGGCAGAAGGUGCAGCCCAUGCACCCCAGCAGCUCCAGAGGAGUGGAGGACAUGGCUGCCCUGCAGGACCUCCACGACGGGGCCAUCAUGCACAACCUGUUCCUGCGCUACCAGCAGAGGAGCAUCUAUACAUACAUCGGCUCCAUCCUGGCGGCGGUGAACCCGUAUCAGCCCAUCCCAGACCUGUACGACCGGCCGGCGGUGGAGCGUUACAGCCGCCACCACCUCGGGGAGAUCGCCCCGCACAUCUACGCCGUAGCCAACGAGUGCUACCGCUCCCUGUGGAAGAGGCUGCAGAACCAGUGUGUGCUCAUCAGUGGAGAGAGCGGAGCAGGGAAGACGGAGAGCACCAAGCUCAUCCUCAAGUUCCUGUCGGCCAUGAGCCAGCACUCCCUGGAGCUGUCGUCCAGGGACAGGACGUCCCACGUGGAGGAGGCCCUUCUGGAGAGCAGCCCGAUCAUGGAGGCCUUCGGUAACGCCAAGACCGUCUACAAUAACAACUCAAGUCGCUUCGGGAAGUUUGUCCAGCUGCACUUCUGUCAUAAAGGAAACAUCCAGGGUGGCAGAAUCGUGGAUUACCUCCUAGAGAAGAACCGUGUUGUCAGACAAAACCCAGGGGAGAGGAACUACCACAUCUUCUAUGCUCUUCUGGCCGGGACCACUGCAGAACAGAGGGAGGCCUUCAACUUGUCUCAUCCUGACAGCUACUACUACCUGAAACAGUCCGGAUGUGUAGCGGACAAGACAAUCAACGACAAGGGCGCUUUUCAGGAUGUACUGAAUGCCAUGCGGACGAUGCAGUUCUCUGAGGAGAACAUCCGUGAGAUCAUGCGUCUGCUAGCAGGGAUCCUUCACGCGGGGAACAUUGAGUUCAUGACUGCAGGAGGGGCGCAGGUCUACUCCAAAUCAGCUCUGAGCAGGACGUCUGACCUCCUGGGGCUGAACCCUGAACAGCUGGCCGAGGUCCUGACCCACCGCUCCAUGAUCCUCAGGGGAGAGGAGAUCUGCACACCCCUCACCGUGGAGCAGGCGGUGGAUUCCAGGGAUUCCAUGGCCAUGGCGCUUUACUCUCAGUGUUUCACCUGGAUCAUACGCAAACUCAACAACCGCAUCCGGGGCAAGGAGGACUUCAAGUCCAUCUGCAUCCUCGACAUCUUCGGAUUUGAGAAUUUUGAGGUCAACCGCUUCGAGCAGUUCAACAUCAACUAUGCAAACGAGAAACUUCAGGAAUACUUCAACAAGCACAUCUUUUCGUUGGAGCAACUCGAAUACAACAAGGAAGGGUUGGUAUGGGAAGAUAUCAACUGGAUGGACAACGGUGAAUGUCUGGACCUUAUUGAGAAGAAACUAGGACUCCUGGCCCUGGUCAACGAGGAGAGCCACUUCCCCAAAGCCACCGAUGACACGCUCCUGGAGAAACUCCACUGCCAGCACUCUAAAAACUCCUUUUACGUGAAGCCCCGAGUUGCUGUCCACUACUUUGGAGUAAGACACUAUGCAGGAGAGGUGGUGUACGACGUGAGAGGGAUGCUGGAGAAGAACAGGGACACCUUCAGGGAUGAUGUCCUCAAUCUGCUGAGAGAGAGCAGGCUGGACUUUGUGUACGACCUCUUUGAGCACGUGUCCAGUCGCAACAACCAGGACACUCUCAAAUCCAGCUCCAAGCACAAGAAACCCACAGUCAGCUCUCAGUUCAAGAACUCUCUGCACUCUCUCAUGGCUACACUCAGCACUUCAAACCCCUUUUUCGUGCGAUGCAUCAAGCCCAACACUCACAAGAUGCCCGAGCAGUUUGAUCCGACGGUGGUGCUGAACCAGCUGAGAUACUCCGGGAUGCUGGAGACUGUGAAGAUACGACGCUCAGGAUUCCCCGUACGGAGACCCAUCCAGGACUUCUGCACCAGGUACCAGGUGCUGAUGAGGAGCGUGGAGGUGCAGGAGGAGGACCCCAGGGGGCGCUGCACACAGCUGCUCCGCUGCUACGACAGUACCUGCUCAGAGUGGCAGCUGGGCAAGACAAAGGUCUUCAUGCGGGAGCCUUUGGAGCACAGACUGGAGAAACAAAGGGAGGUGGAGGUUCUGAAAGCUGCCAUGGUCAUCCAGGCCCACGUCAUGGGCUACAUGGCUAGGAAGCAGUACAGGAGGUUACUGCAGUGCAUUGUGGUUAUUCAGAAGAACUACCGGGCGUUCUACUGGCGCAGGAAGUUCCUGCUGCUGCGCUGGGCGACGCUCACCUUCCAGAAACGUCUGAGGGGCCAGCAGGCUCGCAAGGUCUUCUGCCUGCUGCUGGAGGAGAGGAGGAGGAGGGAGGAGGAGGAGGAGGAGAGGAGGAGGGCGGAGGAGCAGCUGGAGAGAGAGAGGCAGAGACAGGAAGCAGUAGAGCUCGCUCGACAGGUGGAGGAGGCCCGGAGGAUAGAGGAGCUGCAGAGAGCCAGAGAGCUAGCCUCCCAGGCCCUGGCCCAGGCCCAGCAGGUCUCCCAGGCCCAGCAGGUCUCCCAGGCCCAGCAGGCCUCUCUGGCCCUGGGCUCGGAGGAGUCAUCGGAGGGGUCGACGGUUGCUCUGGACGAGUUGGAGGAGGUGGAGGAGGAGGAUGCAUCGUCCCGCCCCCAGGAGGCGUCCCAGGUGGAGGAGAUCCUGCGUCUGGAGCGGGAGAUCCAGGCCCUGCAGAGGCAGAAGGAGCAGCAGGAGCUGUCCCUGACAGAGGCCUCGCUGGGCCGGCUGCAGCUGCUCCGCGACCAGGAGCUCCGCAGGCUGGAGGACGAGGCCUGCAAGGCGGCGCAGCACUUCCUCGACUCGCUCAACUUCGACGAGAUCGACGAGUGCGUGCGCAACAUCGAGAGCUCCCUGGGCGUGGCCGAGGAGGGGGGGGAGGAGGAGGAGGAGGAGAAGGGAGGCGGGGAGAGGGGGGAGGAAGAGGAGGUGGACGAGGGCUUCGGGGCGGACGACGAGGGCUUCAAGGACUCGCCCAACCCGAGCGAACACGGCCACUCGGACGGACAGCGCACCAGCGGCAUCCGCACCAGCGACGACUCGUCCGAGGAGGACCCGUACGCCAACGACGGGGUCAUCCCACCGCCCCUGCCUCUCUUCCACCAGCCCCUGCCUCUCCCGCCCGUACCCCAGGCCUGCCACAGUGCCUCCUCCAGCGGGGACUCGGCCUACUGCCGGCCCCAGGCUUCAUCCGAGGCCCAGUCGGAGGACCUGGUUGAGCUCAUCCCUCCGAACGAGGACUCGGACUACGACCAGGACGACUACGACGAAGGGGCCAUCGUGUCCAGCGGGAGCGUGGCGUUCUCCAACUCUCUCAGUGGCCAGUGGUCACCUGACUACCGCGUCUCCAUGGGAACCUACAACAGUUCUGGGGCGUACCGCUUCAGCUCGGAGGGGCAACAGUCCUCGUUCGAGGACAGCGAGGAUGACUUUGACAGGUUUGACACAGACGACGAGCUGUCCUACCGUCGUGAUUCUGUCUACAGCUGUGUCACACUGCCCUACUUCCACAGCUUCCUGCACAUCAAAGGUGGGCUGAUGAACACAUGGAAGCGUCGCUGGUGCGUCCUGAAGGACGAGACAUUCCUGUGGUUCCGGGCCAAGCAGGAAGCUCUGAAGCAGGGCUGGCUCAACAAGAAGGGCGGAGGCUCGUCCACGCUGUCGCGGCGCAACUGGAAGCGCCGCUGGUUCGUUCUGCGGCAGAGCAAGCUCAUGUACUUUGAGAACGACGGGGAGGAGAAGAUGAAGGGCAUGCUGGACAUGCACACGGCCAAAGAAAUCGUGGACAACACAGGCAAGGAGAACGGCAUUGACAUUGUGAUGCCCGAGCGCACCUACCACCUGAUAGCAGAGUCUGCUGAGGACGCCAGGCAAUGGUUCAGCGUUCUGAGCCAGGUGCACGGCUCCACGGAGCAGGAGAUCAGAGAGAUGCACGACGAGCAGGCCAACCCCCAGAACGCUGUGGGCACCCUGGAUGUGGGGAUGAUAGAUUCAGUGUGUGCCUCAGACAACCCUGAGCGGCCCAACGCGUUUGUGAUGAUCACGGCCAACAGGGUGCUGCACUGCAACGCAGACACGCCGGAGGAGAUGCACCACUGGAUCACCCUGCUGCAGCGCUCCAAGGGAGACACACGCGUCGAGGGCCAGGAGUUCAUCGUACGAGGCUGGCUCCACAAGGAGAUGAGGAACAGCAGCCGGGCCGCCCUGAAGCUGAAGAAGCGCUGGUUCCUGCUUACCCACAAUUCCCUGGACUACUACAAGAGCUCGGAACGCAGCGCCCUGAAGCUGGGCACCCUGGUGCUGAACAGCCUGUGCUCUGUGGUGCAGCCAGAUGAGAAGAUCUUCAAGGAGACAGGUUACUGGAACGUGACAGUGUACGGUCGUAAGCACGCCUACCACCUCUACACAAAACUGCUGACGGAGGCCACCAGGUGGGCCAGCGCCGUGCAGAACGUCAUCGACACCAAGGCCCCCAUCGACACGCCCACACAGCAGCUCAUCCACGACAUCAAGGAGAACUGUCUGAACAGUGAGGUGGUGGAGCAGAUCUACAAGAGGAACCCCAUCCUGCGAUACAGCCACCACCCGCUCCACUCCCCCCUGCUCCCCCUCCCCUACGGAGACAUCCACACCUGCUCCGUGAGGACCAAGGGCUACACCACCCUCCAGGAGGAGGCCCUGAAGGUGUUCGGCUCCCUGCAGCAGCUGGAGGGCGUGUCGGACGCCGUGCCCAUCAUCCAGGGCGUACUGCAGACGGGCCUGGAGCUGAGGCCCCUGAGGGACGAGCUGUACUGCCAGCUGGUGAAGCAGACCACCCGGCCUCCUCAGCCCGGCGACCAAGGGAACCUGCGCAGCUGGAGGAUCCUCACCUGCAUGUGCUGCAGCUUCCUGCCCUCCCGGAGCAUCCUCAAGUACCUCAAGUUCCACUUCAAGAGGACCCGGGAGCUGUUCCCGGGCACGGAGAUGGAGCGCUGUGCGUCCUUCGCCCAGGAGUCCCUGAGGAAGACGCGAUGCCGGGAGUACGUGCCGUCCCAGGAGGAGAUCCGGGCUGUGGUGGCGCGCCAGGACAUGACCACCACGGUGCACUGCCACGGGGGAGGCUCCUGCAAGAUCACCAUCAACUCCCACACCACCGCCGGGGAGGUGGUUGAGAAGCUGACCCGAGGCCUGGCCAUGGAGGACAGCAUGAACAUGUUCGCCCUGUUUGAACACAACGACUCCACUGACAAGGCCAUCGAGAGUCGCACUGUGGUGGCCGAUGUGCUGGCCAAGUUUGAAAAGCUGUCUGCCAGUCAGGAUGAGAACAACACAGGAUGGAAGUUCUACUUCAAACUCUACUGCUUCCUGGACACCACCAGUGUCCCCAGGGACAGCGUCGAGUUCGCCUUCAUGUUCGAACAGGCUCAUGAGGCGGUCAUCAGAGGCCAGUACCCAGCCCCUGAGGACACUCUCCAGUUCCUGGCCGCCCUGAGACUACAAUACCUCCUGGGGGACUACAACUCCCAGGCUGCCGUCCCCGACACGUCCCAGCUGCUCCCCAUGGCCAGGCUCCGAGCCCGCAUCCAGAACUCAGCGAAGACCUUCGCCCCGGGUGCUGCCGCCGCCGCCUCCAUGUCAGAGCGUUCCGGGACGGUGGACAGGAAGCGGUCGAGCUUCCUGGAGGGGACGCUGAGGCGGAGCUUCCGGAGCGGCUCGAUGAGUCGGCAGAAGCUGGAGGAGGAGAACAUGCUGGAGGUGUGGGCCAGGGAGGAGAUCGCUGCGGCCCGCGCCAGCCUGCUGGAGAAGUGGAGGAAACUGCAGGGCAUGACCCAGGAGCAGGCCAUGGUCAAGUACAUGGCCCUGGUCAAGGAGUGGCCUGGGUACGGGUCCACUCUCUUCAACGUGGAGUCUCGUGACGGGGUGUUCCCCGUGGAGCUGUGGCUGGGGGUGAGCAGGGAAGCCAUCUCCGUCUACAAGCGCGGAGAGCCCUGGCCGUUGGAGGUCUUCCCCUACGAGCUCAUCCUCUCCUUCGGCGCCCCGCUGCCCAACACCUACAAGAUUGCCGUGGAGGGACGGGAGUUGAUGUUCGAGACCAGUCUGGUCAUGGACAUCGCCAAGCUGAUGAAAGCUUACAUCAGCAUGAUCGUCAAAAAGCGCUACAGCAACUCUCAGUCUGUCAGCAGCCAGGACAGUAGCCAUGGCAGCGCCUGGUGAGACCUCGACCCCUGACCCUUGACCCUUCAAAUACAACCUUUAAACUUCCCCGGCCGGAGAGGUCAGAUGUAGUGACCCUGCCAGGCCGCUCCUCCUCUCCGCUGGAGGGAAGCGUUUCGACUCUCUGGGCUACAGACAAGCAAAAACACAAUCAGCACCCGUCAGCUCUAACCGCUAACCAGCUAGCAUCAUCUUUCUGAUGCCGCCAUGGUAACGUUCAAGGGCUUUGUUGUCGCUAGGUGAAGGGCACCGGAUUUAAAUGUUACUGAGACGGUUUCUGCGAGUGUUCAGAGGGUGUGUGUCAGCUGACUGAAUGUAAGGAGGGUGGUAGAGAGACUAUGAGGUGUUGGGUAUUUGAAUGGAGGUUCGUUUUACAUGUAUUCUCUGGGAAUGCCUUGCUUUGGAAUGCUUACUGAUCUUUGGUGUUAUCGAAAUAUGUAAAUAUGAGACUUGGUUGUCGAAAGCAUUUCAAGUUGUGUCUGUGAAUGUUACGGAGCGUGUUGGUUUGAAGGGGAUUUUGCCUGUGAUGUCGUGUUCACUAAAGUGGCAAAUUCCCCCCCCC